AUGGCGUCUAUUACUCCCUUGUCUUCCAUCGGCACUUUUGGGUCAACAAACAAGGCAGUCACAAGUUCAUUGGAAAGCUUGUCUUCAUUUUCUUCUAUAUCUUCCACUCCUCUUGCACACAGAAGGCAAAAUGUAGUUAUGCAGAGAAGAAGUAGCCUAAAGGUUAAUGCAAUGGCCAAAGAGAUUUACUUAAACAAGGACGGGUCUGCUAUCAAGAAGCUACAGGCUGGUGUCAACAAGCUUGCAGAUCUUGUGGGAGUUACUCUAGGUCCAAAAGGGCGAAAUGUAGUGUUGGAAAGCAAGUAUGGUUCUCCAAAAAUUGUAAAUGAUGGUGUCACUGUGGCUAAAGAGGUUGAAUUGGAAGAUCCUGUUGAGAACAUCGGUGCCAAGCUGGUGAGACAAGCAGCUUCAAAGACAAAUGAUUUGGCUGGUGAUGGGACAACAACAUCAGUUGUUUUAGCACAAGGCUUAAUAACAGAGGGUGUUAAGGUGGUGGCAGCAGGUGCUAACCCAAUUCAGAUAACAAGAGGCAUUGAAAAAACCACUAAAGCCCUUGUUGAAGAACUCAAAAAGAUGUCAAAAGAAGUUACAGAUAGUGAGCUGGCAGAUGUGGCAGCAGUGAGUGCAGGAAACAAUGAAGAAGUAGGGCAAAUGAUUGCUGAAGCAAUGAGUAAAGUUGGAAGAAAAGGUGUUGUAACUCUUGAAGAAGGAAAGAGUGCUGAAAACCACUUAUAUGUUGUUGAAGGCAUGCAAUUUGAUCGUGGUUACCUCUCUCCAUACUUUGUUACCGAUAGUGAGAAAAUGUCAGUUGAAUUUGAAAACUGCAAGUUGCUUCUUGUUGAUAAAAAGGUAACAAACGCAAGAGAUUUAGUUGGUGUGUUGGAAGAUGCCAUAAAAGGAGGGUACCCGAUUUUAAUCAUAGCAGAAGAUGUUGAACAAGAAGCCCUUGCUACCCUUGUUGUCAACAAGCUAAGAGGCUCAUUAAAGAUUGCUGCUCUUAAGGCACCUGGUUUUGGUGACAGAAAAAGUCAAUAUCUUGAUGAUAUUGCUAUUCUUACUGGAGGAACUGUAAUCAGGGAGGAGGUAGGAUUGACACUUGAGAAUGCUGGAAGUGAGGUUCUAGGGCUUGCUGCAAAAGUGGUGUUGACCAAAGACACAACCACCAUUGUUGGUGAUGGAAGCACACAGGAGUUGGUGAACAGACGCGUGGCUCAAAUUAGAAACCUUGUUGAGGCAGCAGAACAGGAUUAUGAAAAAGAAAAAUUAAAUGAAAGAAUUGCAAAAUUGUCUGGUGGGGUUGCUGUUAUUCAAGUUGGAGCACAAACUGAAACUGAACUCAAAGAAAAGAAACUUAGAGUAGAGGAUGCUCUCAAUGCAACAAAGGCGGCUGUUGAGGAAGGGAUUGUGGUUGGGGGUGGGUGCACAUUGUUGCGCCUUGCUGCUAAAGUGGAUGCCAUUAAAGAGACUCUUGAGAAUGAUGAACAGAAAGUGGGAGCUGAAAUUGUGAAAAGGGCACUUGGGUACCCGAUGAAGUUGAUUGCUAAAAAUGCGGGUGUUAAUGGAAGUGUGGUGAUUGAGAAGGUUUUGGCGAGUGAUAAUUAUAAGUUUGGGUAUAAUGCUGCAACGGGGAAAUAUGAAGAUUUGAUGGCAGCUGGUAUUAUUGAUCCAACAAAGGUGGUGAGAUGUUGUUUGGAGCAUGCAUCGUCGGUUGCAAAGACAUUCCUUACAUCAGAUGCUGUGGUGGUUGAAAUCAAGGAGCCGGAACCCAUGGUUGCUGGAAACCCCAUGGACAACUCAGGUUAUGGUUACUGAUGAAGAAGAAUUUGGUGCAGAUGCUAAUGCUACUCUGUCUCUGUUCUUUGUAAAACCCUAUGAAGAAAGAUUUUUAUUAAAUACAUGUUUUCCUCCUCCCUUUUCCCAUUCUGUUUAGAGGUUGUUAGGUGGGUUAAAUUUUGGCGGAAAUGGUAUCAUCAAUCAUCUACAUUUGUAUUCGAGUUGAGAAAUCAAUAAAAAUAGUAGCAUUUCUUUGCA
Molecule: messenger RNA, 2031 nt
Organism: Lactuca saligna
Lineage: Eukaryota; Viridiplantae; Streptophyta; Magnoliopsida; Asterales; Asteraceae
Source: the annotation of a GenBank genome assembly